AUGGAAUUGAGCUGCGUGCCAUUCCAACGUGAGCUCAAUGAACUUGGUCGUCGUUCAUCUACCAUCUCUGACAUUAUUCUUGUUACUUCUUAUUUUCCCCGUGAACUUUAUCCAACAAUAUGGAAACUUAAUUGCCGUUUGAUCAAUUGUUGUUUUAUUUUUUUACUGCAGGCAGCUGCGCGUGCCCACUUCAAUUGUUCCACACUGGAGGGUAUGGAACUAGAAAACCAAGGCGGAUCUGGCACGUCAAGUGCACACUUCGAGAAACGAAUAGUACAAGUGAGUUUGUUGCGGAAUGAUGAACUUGGAGGUGCAAGUUGCUGGUACGACGUGGACCUCACCCAGGCCGACAACUGGCAGUGGGGUAAAGGACUUGGAUGUGAUUUUGUGACCAAAAGCUGCUACGAGUAUGGUUUGUCGAAACAUGAACCAUCAACCUACCCUUGGUGCAAAACUCCCCAGGGGUUGGAAUUUCAUUGUCUUUCCUACGACAACGCCUACGGCAGCUGUGAUCUGAUAAGAUACGGACAAAUAUUACCUUCGGAAUACCGGUAUUUUACUAGCCUACCCGGUGUGGCAAGUUCUGAUUUAUCAUACUAUGGUAGUUCGAAUUUCUUGGCUGACUAUUGUCCAUCAAUCCAGGUGAGCUUCAGCUGUGUGUUUAUGAGUUCCCUGAGUGUUUCAAAGUCUCAGUCUUUAUCAGCAUCACCAUGCACUUUCGUGCUGUGA
Molecule: messenger RNA, 729 nt
Organism: Echinostoma caproni
Lineage: Eukaryota; Metazoa; Platyhelminthes; Trematoda; Plagiorchiida; Echinostomatidae
Source: the annotation of a GenBank genome assembly